AUUCAGCACCAACGCAGUCUUCUCAUAACUGCGGAGAGCUGUAGAACGUCCCUACAUGAUGGAACUAACAAGCGUUGUAUUCAUCAUUCUUGUGUCGUUGUGUGGUGUCAGAGACGUACAUGCUUAUACCAAUUUGCCAGCCUUCUCUAGAAAACUAGACAUGCCAGACAGAGAGAUCAAAGCGUGGAAAGGCACAGUUGCUGAUUUGGGGAUCGAAAUGAGAAACAACUUUGACUUACUGGAGUUAUCACUGAAAGAAGAACUGACUAACACGUUCAUCCCUGCCUUGAUAACGCCUCUGGUGAAGCAAGCGAUUACUGUCAUCCUGAAGGAAGAAAACAUUGGGAACAUUGUCCGCGGACGUGUUCUUAAUGUAGUUAAAAGUCUAAAAGUCAGCAUUCAUAAGCUAAAAACACAACUUCGAUCAGUAAAACGACAGUUCAGAAAAGUUAAACGGGAAGGAGACCCUUAUAAAGAGAGUCUUGGCAAAUUACGAGGCGAGCUGACCAAAGACUUUCAGGGAAUACAGCAAAGGAUACAGGAACUUGAGAAACGUGAUGCGCUGCGUGAGAAACACAUCCAAGACUUGACGGAACAAAAACAGAAAGCCUCGAGCGACCGGAGCCACAGAGAAAGGGCUGCACAGAUGACGACAGUGACGACCCAUGCCUCGAGCGACCAGAGUCGGACCACGAGGACACCAGUGACGACCACAGCAGCGACUCCAUCACCAGCAGACUGCGAGGACCUCCAUGACGCCAGCGGGGACGGGGACCUGGAGGAGGUGAAGCGGCUCCUGUCGCGGGGCGUGGACAUCAAUUGUAGGGUAGGGGGAAGCAGGACACCGGUGGAGUUUGUGCUGUCUCUGAACGUGGUGGACAUCGACGGUAGAGGAGGAGGGAGCUGGACACCGGUGAUGAGGGCAGCAUACAGGGGACACAGAGAGGUGGUGGAGCUCCUGGUGAAUAAAGGGGCCGAUGUGUCACUGGUGGACAAGGACGGUGACAACAUCCUUCACCUCGCCUGUAUUAGAGGACACUUGGAGAUAGUGAAGUUUGUGCUGUCUCUGAACGUGAUGGACAUCAACAGUAGAGGAAGUGGGAGCUGGACACCGGUGAUGAGGGCAGCUUGGGGGGAACACAGAGACGUGGUGGAUCUCCUGGUGAGUAAAGGGGCCGAUGUGUCACUGGUGGACGAGGACGGUGACAACAUCCUUCACUUCGCCUGUAGUGAGGGACACUUGGAGACGGUGGAGUUUGUGCUGUCUCUGAACGUGGUGGACAUCGACAGUAGAGGAGGAGGGAGCUGGACACCGGUGAUGAGGGCAACAUACAGGGGACACAGAGACGUGGUGGAGCUCCUGGUGAGUAAAGGGGCCGAUGUGUCACUGGUGGACGGGGACGGUAACAACAUCCUUCACCUCGCCUGUAGUGAGGGACACUUGGAGACGGUGGAGUUUGUGCUGUCUCUGAACGUGGUGGACAUCAAUAGUAGAGGAAGGUGGAGCCUGACACCGGUGAUGAGGGCAGCACGGAAUGGACACACAGACGUGUUGGAGCUCCUGGUGAGUAAAGGGGCCGAUGUGUCACUGGUGGACGAGGACGGUUACAACAUCCUUCACUGGGCCUGUAUUGAGGGACACUUGGAGACGGUGGAGUUUAUGCUGUCUCUGAACGUGGUGGACAUCGACGCCAGGAACAACGACGGGGAGACGGCGGCCGACAUGGCGAGAUCCUGGGGACAUACGCGAGUGGCGAAUCUCCUCGUGUCCCGCGGCGCUCAGUGACGUCAGUGUCGUGUUUGUGUAGACGGUGGGGGUGAUGUGACAGUUACGUGGUGUGCCGUUCACAUCGUCGUGUGUAGAUAUGUCUUUAUUUACGUUAAACUGUUUGUUGUUUUUGGAAAUGAAUAAAACUUGUAAAAAGUU
Messenger RNA from Haliotis rufescens (red abalone), 1927 nucleotides. RefSeq names its product ankyrin repeat domain-containing protein 50-like. Gene Ontology annotation, biological process: RNA processing. The coding region runs from base 56 to 1786 and encodes 576 amino acids. The record is from RefSeq and is a predicted model, not a curated record. Gene Ontology annotation, molecular function: RNA binding; protein binding; RNA nuclease activity. Lineage: Eukaryota; Metazoa; Mollusca; Gastropoda; Lepetellida; Haliotidae. The transcript has 5 exons.